UGUCCCCUCCUCGGAAGUAGACGUAUCUGUCUAUAUUCCGACCGUUUUAUUUUAAUAUCAAUUUGGAAGGAUCCCUUCUUUUAAUCCCCCCAAAUUAAACGGAAAAUGGAGGCCAAGAUGGAAGCCUAAAGAAAUGUCCAAAUCCGAUCUGCCCUUUUGUUUUGCUUCAGUUUAAUGGACCGGAUGAUUUCCAAGUCAAACUGCGAUUCCCACAGCUUUGCAGGGGAGGUAGCUGUAUCCAGUUGGGAGGUAGGCACAUCCAGGGGUCGUGAUGAAAUUUGCCGAACCCUUGGAGAGCCAGAAACUGUCUUCUCUCUUGGAGAGUGCAGUUUCUAGGGAAGCCAAAAUGUGGAAGGUCUACGUGCCAAAAAAGCCAGCCAGUCAGGAUACAGAUAUCACCCCUGCUCAGCGUGAUGAGGCCGUACAGUGGCUCACCCUCCUGCACUCUGACCUCAAGCUCUAUCCAGAAUCCCUCUUCCUGGCCGUCAACAUCCUGGACCGCUUUUUAGCUUCUGUAAAGGCCCGUCCGAAGUACCUGCGCUGCAUUGCCAUCACUUGUUUCUUCCUGGCUGCUAAAACCAACGAGGAGGAUGAGCGGAUCCCCUCCCUGAGGGAACUGGCCAGCAGGAGUAAGUGUGGCUGCUCUCCGUCUGAGAUCUUGCGGAUGGAAAGAAUAAUUUUGGACAAACUUAACUGGGACUUACUAACAGCUACUGCGCUAGACUUUCUUCACAUUUUCCAUGCUUUGGUGAUGUGUGGUAAGUCUGACGUAUCAGGAGAUGUGUUUGGGAUGAGUCGCUCACAGCACCUAUGUGUGGUGACCCAGCAGCUGCAGCGGUGUAUAUGCAACAGUGAGCUGAUCCGUAUGAGGGGUUCUGUCAUAGCACUCUCUCUACUCACUCUAGAGCUAGAGAAACUCUGCUCUGAUUGGCUGGAGCUCGCUGCACACCUACUCCACAAAGCCCAGAUUGACACUUCUGAGCUGGUAAACUGUAGAGAGCUGGUGGCACGUUGCCUAUCCACUCACCAGGCUUCCCUGCCUCCCAACACUGUGUACAUCUACCAUUCCUCCCCUCAAAAUCUGGCAGCUCAGGACAGGGGAAGGGUACCACCCUGGCACCCUUCCCCUCUCCUGAAUGCAUCAGAUCAGGCCUCCAGCUGCCCCUGGGACCCCUCCCCUGCAACUGUCGACCCCACCUCGACGACCCUCGACCAUCAGCCACGGGUUAAGUCUUCCACCAAACGCAAGGUGGAGCAGAUGGAGGUGGAUGACUUCUUCGAUGGGAUCAAACGCCUCUACAAUGAAGAGAUCGGCCAGGAGGGGGCACUGUUGGUUCCUGUGGAUGGAGGAGGGCAGGUUUUGAGCUGCAGCACCCUGGUCACACAUCAGGAGGGCAGCUCAUCCCCUUGCCCCCCCUUACAGCCUGUCAGCGUCUCCUAGUAACCCGAGUUCCACUUCUUUAUUUGUGCUGAAGAAGCAAAAAACCGCAGCUUCAGAUUGUAUCAGAAACCCCCAGAGCAAGAGAGGGACCCCAAAAAUAUACAAAAAAUAUAUGUAUAUUUGCGUAUUCUGCUAUUUCAUAACCAUUCUUUCAAAAGGAAAAGGAGUAAAAAAAAAAUAUAAAAUGUGUCUAUAAAAAUGUCCCUCCAAAAAAAAAAAAAAAGAUGUAGGAUAACUUUCAUAGCACUUUUGUGGUAAUACUCUGAUCCGUGUUGAUGUGGAUGUUUGUCUCAUUUAUAUGUGUUCCCCUUUCACUUUCUCUUAGUUUCAUGUUUUUCCUCUUUCUUCCUGUUUCUCUGUCACAUCACACAGCUUCAUGUUUGUGUUUCCAAAACAAAACUAACAAACUAUGCUUUUAAAGAACAGUGUGUGGAUUGUCAGAAGCUAUAUAAAUAUGUAUGUAUGGUGUGAAUUACCUGGUUUGUUAAAGACGAGCGAAGUAGAAUUGAAAAAGAAUCAGUAUUUUUUUUUGUGUCUCUAAAAUUUAGUUCACUCUUUUAUACAUGCAUAUAUGUAUGUGUAUAUAUAUAUGUGU
This is a messenger RNA of Chanos chanos (milkfish), 2036 nucleotides long. RefSeq names its product cyclin I (gene ccni). NCBI's taxonomy places the organism in Eukaryota, Metazoa, Chordata, Actinopteri, Gonorynchiformes, Chanidae. Bases 272 to 1441 code for a protein of 389 amino acids. The record is from RefSeq and is a predicted model, not a curated record. The transcript is spliced from 7 exons.